AUGCCCCAAGAGGAGGCCUUCAGCACCAGCCCCAACAUGGACACUUUUGAGAAUGAGCUCAAGGCACAGAUGGCUGCUAAACAGGCUAUGGAAAAAGAGAUGGAAGAGUUAAAAAAGGAGUUGGAGCUCUGUAAAUCACCGGAAAAGAAGCCAGAUAAUACAGCCGAGAUGCAGGCGCUCAAAGAUCAUGUUGCAUCUCUUGACAGCCAGCUGCAGGCUGAGAGACUAAGGGCUGAUGCCCUCAAAAAAGAACAGGAGGAAUUAAGCUGCAAGCUUCAGGAGAUUACCUGCCAGAACCUGAGGCAAGUUCACAUGUUGGAGGCAGAAAAACUGGCCCCGGAGCAGAAGGUAAAAGACCUACAGAAGGAUGUCUCAAGAAGUGCAGAGGAAGAAUCAAGCUGAAGGCUUCAAGAGACUGACAGCAAGGACUUGAAACAGGUUGAUUUGCUGGGGGCAGAGAAAGUUGCUCUGGAGCAGCAGGUAAAAGACCUGCAGGAAGAAGUCUCAAGAGGAGCAGAGGAGAUUUCAAUUGAUACCAUUAAAAUAAAGGAGCUCCAAGACUAUCUUCAGUCCUUCAAUGCUCAAAUGGGUACUGAAAGAUACUGGAACGUGGCCCUCCAGAAUGAUCGGCAGGACUUAUGCUUAAGACUUAAGUGUGCAGACCAGCUGCACACCAAGCAGGUUGAGCAGCCUGAGGCAGAGAAGCUUGCCCUGGAGCAGAAAGUGAAGGACCUGCAUCUUUGA
Molecule: messenger RNA, 744 nt
Organism: Xyrichtys novacula (pearly razorfish)
Lineage: Eukaryota; Metazoa; Chordata; Actinopteri; Labriformes; Labridae
Source: the annotation of a GenBank genome assembly